GCGAGCACGCGCCGGCGCCCCGCCCCGUCCAGGCGCGCCCCCGCCCUGCGGCUCUCCGGGCGGGGGGCCACGUGAUUUCCUGGAAAGAGGGCAAGGCGCUAGGUCUCUUUAAGUUUCGCUUUCCACUUUGCAAACGCUGCCAGUUGCUGCGACGGGCGGGUUGGGACUGCGGGGUCCGCUUCUGUCUCCGUUCCUCUCGCGCGCCCCAGCCAUGGCUCAGCUGCUGCGCGCGCCCUCGGCCCCUUCCCUGGUGGGCUUGGAAGAGGAGCUGACCUGCUCCAUCUGCCUGUGCGUCUUCGAGAGCCCCGUGACCACCCCGUGCGGCCACAACUUCUGCCUGCCUUGCCUGGAGAUGACCUGGUCGGGCUUGCUGAGGAACUUCUGCUGCCCUCAGUGCAGGAGCUCCUUCGACAGUCGCCCCGAGCUGAAGAAAAACACGGUCCUGUGCAGGGUGGUGGAGCAGUUCCAGAGCGCCCAAGGCGAGCCCGCCGAGAAGAAGAAAGGCCUUGGAGAUGCCACCACCAAAACCAGCACCACCACCACCACCAGCACCCGCUCUUCGGUGGCCUGUGACAGUUGCCUGGAGAAGGUGGCCGACAAGACCUGCCUCACCUGCAUGGCCUCCUUCUGCCCGGAGCACCUGCGGCCGCACCUGGAGAGCCCCGCCUUCAAGGGCCACCAGCUGGUGGCGCCGGUGAAGGACCUCCAGCGGCGGAAGUGCCAAACCCACCAGAAGCUCCUGGAGUUCUAUUGCAAGGAGCACAGCAGCUGCAUCUGCUGUUUUUGCUUGGUCACGCACAAGGCGUGCGCCACCGUCCCCUUGCAAGAGGCCAAGGACGAGAAGGAGUCCCAACUGAAGCAGAGACUAACGGAACUCUAUGCUCUGAACGAGAAAGCUUUGCAGUCCUUGGACCAAGUGCGAGUGCAGCAGAAGCAAACCAGUGAUACAGCUAAUCGGAAGUUGGACCUGCUGAAGGCAGAAUUCCUGGAAAUUAUUGCUUUAAUUGAAGAGGAAGAAAAAGAAGCUGUGAAGAAAGUCCUAGCGGAGGAGAAAAGAGUCCAAGAUAAAUACGAAUAUGUCUAUAAAGUGCUGGGUAAGAAGAAAACCGAAAUCCAGGGAGCCAGAGACCAAAUUGAAGUGACCUUGACAGAGGAUGACGACAUCACAUUCUUAAAGAAGGCAGCAAAACUCCGGCAGUUACCCAUCAAAGAUGUCUUCAUACCUAAACUAGAACUGGAUCAAAACUUGACACACACCGUUUAUCAAAAAGCCUUUGGCCUCAAAGAAAACGUGAAACAGUUCUUGGCUCAACCCCAGGAGAAGAAAAAAGAAGGUACAUGGAAACCGAAGCCUUUUUAUCACCACCCUUCUAACUGGUGUUUUCUUUUCAAAGGUGCACCAAAGAGAGACGACCCUCCAUCAACAUCUUCACAGGAGAAGAAGACAGAAGAGGAUGCUGCUGCUGCUGCUGCUGCUGCUGCAGACACUAAGCAGAGAAGGCGACCUGCUAAACGAUCACAAAGUCCCAACCAGAGAGCACGAAGUUCUAGCAGGCCUCAAGCAGGGAUUCCGUCGACAACUCUGGAAAGCUUUUUAAGUAAAUCCCGAGAAGAGCUUUUGGAAUUUGCGACAAAAUUCACUCUGGAUUUCAACACCGCCCACAAGAAAGUGCUGCUCUCUGAGAGGAACACCAAGAUAUCCGUGUCGGAAACUCCUCAGAAUUACCCCCACCACCCUCAGCGCUUCACCUACUGCUCCCAGGUGGUGGCCUUCCAGUGUUUCAAGCGGGGCAUCCAUUACUGGGAAGUGGAGCUGGAGCACAACACCUUCUGCGGGGUCGGCGUCUGCUAUGGGAGCAUGGCAAGGCAGGGGGCAGAGAGCCGCCUGGGGCGUAACGGCAGCUCCUGGUGCAUCGAGUGGUUCAACUCCAGGAUCUCGGCCUGGCACAACGACAUCGAGAAGUGCCUGCCCAACACCAAGCUGAAGAAGAUUGGCGUCUUGCUGAAUUACGACGGCGGCUUCGUCAUUUUCUUCGGCGUCGGCGAGAAACUCAUCCUGCUCUACAAAUUCCGGGCGCAGUUCACGGAAGCGCUCUAUCCAGCGUUCUGGGUGUUCUCCAGUGGGACCACUAUCUCGCUGUGCCAGCUGAAGUGAAGAACGGAACCGCCACCAUUUGCUUUGCUCACAUAGGGCCUGUCCAUAUGUUAACUCCUCUCUCUCUCUCUCUCUCUCUCUGUGUGUGUGUGUGUCUGUCUGUCUGUCUGUCUGACUGUCUCUCUCUCUCUCAGAAUCCUUGGCUUCAAAGCAAAAGUUCGCCCUUUUUGAAACUUGACCUUGCUUUCUGGGAAUCUGAGGGCUACUAAAUCAAAGCCACAAUCCACUAAGAAUGUUGUCUUGAAGAAGCCUCUCUGAGAGUGUCCUUAGGAAACUUUCAGAGGUGUUUUCCUGUUGCGCUUUUGGUGGACUGUAUUCCUCAGGCACACAGAACUCCUGGCACGCGUUACAGGCAAGUCUGGGGCAUGUCUGAGCAGACACUUGCUUUGCAUUGCUUCUGCCUCCAUCCCUAACACGCUGUCAGGAGUUCCGAGCACAGGAUAUCUAAGGUGUAUCCCCACUGCUGUGUCCCUGCCGGAAGAAUUCAGUUCUUGCCAUAUGGGCACUGGCACAUUCCCAAUCUCACUGUCUCAGGCAGAUCAGGCUUCAAACAGAUUUCUCUUUGAAAUAGUCUGUUGUGAUGCUUAGGGCAGUAACUUGCAUUGGGAGUUGUGUUUUGACAAACAAGAACAGCGCAGGACUGUGGAGGUGGUUGGGCAUUCCUGUAUCCGAUAUUGCUAAUUCUGCUCUUGAAGAAGAGCAGGGGCAAUCAGUUUGGUAUCACUGCAUGGAGGAGGGACGCAAAACAGUCUCUUCAGAUUAACUACCCGUGAUGUUACGAAAGGAACACCCCCUUCAAUUGCUUGGAGCAUCCAUGAAGAUGCAGAUAAGCCCCUCUUAGCUCAAUUCGUUUCUUUGGAGUCAUGGGAACUUAAGGAGCUGGUGGAGGAUUUGAGCCAUAUUCAGUAUGCCAGGACAGGAAGGUUGGACAGGAAGUGCUUGUGUUUUGGUUGUACUUCCUGGUCAAAGGCCCUUGCUGAAGGGGAACGGCUUCCUUUAGAACAACAACAAGACAUCACCAGCAGCAGUCCAUGCUUCACACCCUCUGUCUCGUUGACCGCUUGGAAUAAAGCACUUCACUUCUCAUCCUGGUCCUUGAAAAUCUUAGCUGCGGCAUUUUUUUCUGAUUUUUGAGGUAUUGGGAAGAGGCUGUGGGUGAAAUGUGAGAUCUUUCAGGCUAGUCUGGUAGAUGGAAUCUUCUGCUCUUCACUGUUGGAGGAGAUUUUGAUCCCUCUUGUUGGACACAUGCAGUUCUCCAAGGGCAGACAUUGAUGGUGUUUUGACUUAAAAGAUCACUAGUGUGAAGAACUAGCAUGCUCAACAUGGAUCAUGUCUCUGAGUGAUCCCUCCUAGCGGGCAUUUGAGACUUAUUGUGUGAUCUGCCAGUCAGCAAACUGGGAAGGACCUGAAGAAGCUGGAAAGCUAAGAUUUUCUAGUCAACAUCCUUAGCAUUCCUAUGUCUUAGAUUUCUUUAUUUGAUACCUGCUGCCGUGCCUUUCCGACAGUUACACAUCAUAAGCAAUUGAAGAGAAGUUUGCAACACUCUUUAUUAGAGAGGAGCAAGCUGGAGGCACUGCUAAGGUCUUAAGAAAAUGUGUGUUUUGUACUGUGUGCUAGUAGGCAACACGUUUGGCCUUUCUAGGGCCACUUUGCAAAGAUGCUUUUGACCAAAUCUCUUGCCUUGAAGCUCUCCAGUUUAGAAGCCUCACAUGCCAGGGGUCUUCUGGCAGAGGCGAAAUGAAAACUGAGAAGCAUCGAUGCUAGGCAUGAGCUGAGACCUCUGGAGAAAGCCUGAGAUAAAAGCAAAGUGCCACAGCAAGUUGGCCCACAUGUUUAAGAAUCAAGCCAUGGGUUUCUUCCCGUAGUCAAAGGAUCGAGGGAUAACACGCUGUUGGGAAAUAAUUCCUUUCCAAAUAUUCCAAGCAGUGACAUCUCUGAAUCCCUACUGCUAGCUGGGCUUUGGCACCAAACGACUCUAAUUCAGAAUAGUCCAGGAAUCUGAGGCACAAGUUACUGAGACCUUCUGUGGAGCUUAUGAAAAUGUAGUAGAUCGUUGGCCCUCUUCCAGAAAACCCCAAGGAAGUUCAAAAAAGCCAGGAAAGAGUGUUGAAUGAGCUGAAAACAAAGUAGGGUGUGAGGCAGACAAGGGGAACACUACCGCGUUAAGCCGUAGUGUGACUUUGAAACAAAAUACAGAAUCAACUUGAGGUAAUGGAAGAAUUGCUAGGGUGGAAGAGUUGCUGGAAUAGAGAUCUGAUUAUUCUCCAGUCUAGCAAAACCUUGGUGUUCAGGAGCUCUGGGACCACAUUUCCCCCUAAUGACCCAUGCCUGUGUAUUGUAGGAUCUGAGGACAUCAUCUCCCACCAUAGAGAGAAUUUUGGGUGUGUAUCCUUUUUCUCAUAAGGCCUACUAACUACUACUUUUUUUGUAGAAGUGCCCUUGAGGACUACUUUCUCAAAUGAGUUGGGUAUUUUACCUUAGGUAUUCUUCCUACAAAUGCUCGUGGGCUCUUGACACACUUUCCCAUGUGUUUAAAGAACCCACAAGCUAUAAAGCGCAGUAGAACCAGUUCCCCUUAUCCAAACUUUGUGUGGUUUGGGAUGUUUCCUACAGUGACUUGGUUGAUGCCCAGCUGCCCUUCUGCUCUCAUUACGAUCUAGCUUCCUUGACCUUUGCUGAAGUCUUCUUGAUUAUGUUGCAAUGGGUUUUGAGAUGAUGAUCUUUGGGAAUCUCACUACUUUUAGUCUUUUGCCUGGCACAAAUAUUGACCACUGGCUAAAAGUUGAUCACUGUUUUUGAUUGUUGAGAUAAAUAUGAAAGGUAAUCUGUUUCUUCUUAGGUUAAGGCUUCUUUCCUAGCCUAGAAUACCAUGGGGGCAGGGGUGUUAUGACAAGACAGGCAGUAGAAUAAUACUAAUGGAUCCAGUCAAGGAAAAUUUAAACGUAUUACGUCCUAUUGGUUUUGAAUGGAAGGAUGCAGAGCCUCAUCUUUCAACUCUCCUUGAUAAUCAGUGAUACAAUGUGAUUGUCUGCUGUUGUUUUCCCAGCCCAGAUGAAACUCUUCACCGAAAAGCAAUGUUCGCCUAGCAGUGUGGCUGUGUUUACAUGGAUACAUGGUUGGCUCAAUUAUAAUAAUCUAGUAUCUAAGCUACCAAUUUCUGCCCAGCUUUUCUGUGUAGUAAAUGAAAUGAAAGCUUCUCUUGUCUGCAACACUGUUGGGAAAUAACUUCAGCAUGCUUGGAAACUUGUGUAGAAGCACAGAACAUAAAAAUCUAAUCUAGCCAAUGUUUCUUCUAGUUCAGAUUGUGAACCAUGUUGAUCUGUGGGUUGGUUUUAGGAAGCAGAGGUUAAAAAUAAGAGAGUGAAUGUUUUUGGCAUUCCUCCAUUUUUUUGCCACUGGGCUGCCUUUGUGAUUGGCCCAUUGCAGUGUCAGACAAGACUCUGUCAAAUGUAAUGUUGCAAUGUAUACAAGACUGCACGGCCUUUGUCUUGCAGGGUGCCUUGAUGUUCAUUAAGCGAAAAUUCAAUAAAGUUUGAUUUUAUGAUCGUUA
Podarcis muralis (Common wall lizard) is the source of this 5705-nucleotide messenger RNA. Lineage: Eukaryota; Metazoa; Chordata; Lepidosauria; Squamata; Lacertidae. The record is from RefSeq and is a predicted model, not a curated record.